Saprolegnia diclina VS20 is the source of this 1824-nucleotide messenger RNA. RefSeq lists its product as hypothetical. Bases 35 to 1759 code for a protein of 574 amino acids. Lineage: Eukaryota; Oomycota; Saprolegniomycetes; Saprolegniales; Saprolegniaceae. The transcript has 2 exons. The record is from RefSeq and is a predicted model, not a curated record. Gene Ontology annotation, molecular function: metal ion binding.
UUGCGACAUAUAGCGGCGGCAAGGUCAGCGCGAGAUGCUCGAGGUGCCGGUCAAGCCGACCUUUUUUCCGACGGCAGCCAUCACGAGCGCGGACGCGGCCACGUACCGCCAAGUGGCGCGCUACGCACUCGACGACCUCCAGCAUGCGAUUGCCACGUAUGCGUGGAAGCGAUGCGAGAGCCGCGACGGCCUGCUCGUGGGCAAAGUGCACUGCAUCGAGCAAGACGAGCUCGACGCCAGGGGUGGCAAGCCUUGCCUCGUCAUGCGCGGCGCGAUCAACGUCCGCGCGACGGUCGCCGAGGUCCUCGCCAUUGUGGCACCGAGCACAACGGACGAGUCGCGGCGAUGGAUGCAUCGCAUACAUGCGAAGAAGUACAUCGAUGGCCUUGUGCUUGCCUCGGUCGCGUGCGACGACGUCAACAACGAGCUGCGUGUCAAGUGGACCGCCUUCAAGGACGACGUCGGGCCCGCGCUCGGCCGCGACUACUGCCUCCUCGAGUACGCGGGGCUUCAAAUGCCGCCGAAUGGCGGGCCACACAUUGGCUUUUGCGUCAACCACUCGAUCGAUCGGCCGCGCGAAGUGCCGUCGCUCAGCACGUUUGGCUACCGUCGCGACAGCCUGCGCCGCACCGGGUUUCUGAUUGUGCCGUCGGCCACGUCCCCCGAGAUAGUGCACGUGACGUACCUCGUGUCCUCGUCGUCGCCGCGUGAGGUGCCCAUGGACAAGUGGGAAAGCGCGCUGUCCCAGCGCCUCUUGUGCUUGAGCACACUUGGCCCGCUUGUCGCCCAGCGCCGACUGAGUCAGCUGCCGAUCGUCGACCGAGCGCUCUGGGUGCCCGACAGUCAGCGCAAGUUUUGCGCAGUCUGUCUACAAUCAUUUCAUUUUCGUCGCAAGCACCACUGUCGGUCGUGCGGCGAAGUCGUUUGCGCAUCGUGUGCAGACCACCAUACGCUGGACGUGCCGGUCCUCGGGCUACUGCCUGUCCGCCUCUGCAACGUGUGCAUUGGCAAAGCCAACGCCGUUCCGCCGCCCCCGUGCAUCGCACCGCGCCACAAGAAGAGCAUCGUCUUACUGGAAGACAUGCAGCUGCAACUGCCGCCACCGACGACGAAGAAGGCGUCGCUUGGACUGCCCAUGCGCGCGAUGCUAGAGGACUUGUAUCCGUCCCAGCGUGCGAUGCGCCCGAUUCCUGAGGUCAUCGAUGAGACGAGCCAUGGUGUUGUGCCGCUGGACGAGCUCGUUGCCCGCAUCUCGUCGAUCAAGCAAGCCAUCGCCGGGAUCGCCCCGCCGCCGCGCUCGGAGCCGCCGUCAUUCACAGCCGCAAUAGAGACGUCAACCCGCCACCACCACGUGUCCAAGACGGCAUGCGAGGACGGGAAUGAGGACGACGACGACCUCCGCUCGGACCACGCGACGCUGCUCGAGUCUUUUGCCGAUGAUUUUUGUGCACGCUACGCCCACGCGAGUGUGCACAGCGCGCGCACGUCACUUCUCUCGUCGUCGCUCUCGUCUGGCUCGUCGUGCGACGAGGUCGAUGCGCUCAAGCACCAAGUCGACGAGCUCCACCGCAUGCUGGACGAUGCCAAUGCGCGCCUUGGCGACUACGAGCAGGAGCAGGCUGCGCGUCAACUCAAGUACGUCGAGAGCCAAUCGGGGAAUGCGCCCAACGACCCGAUCGUCGUGCGCCGAAGAGAGACGUACGACGCCCUCUUGUCCGAGCUGCACGACAUUAUGGGUCUCGCGCCGCGCCUCGCGUAGCGCUCACGCUAGCAUUUUGGUGCUCUACACUAACCACCUUGAUGAUUGAUUCCGUUGCUUGUUGC